Camellia sinensis is the source of this 1123-nucleotide messenger RNA. NCBI's taxonomy places the organism in Eukaryota, Viridiplantae, Streptophyta, Magnoliopsida, Ericales, Theaceae. The record is from RefSeq and is a predicted model, not a curated record.
CAAAAAUCAAUCAAUAAUACAUCAGUUCUCUUACAUGGUAUCAGAGCAAUAAGAUUUAGGCCUAUAUUCCUUUUUUUUCCGGCGGGCAGUCGGCUGGCACCCAUGCCUUUGCUGCCCGCUGGAAUUUUCAACACCUCCACAGAGUAUGGCUCAAUCCCAAGCUUACUUCCAUCAAACACAGAAGUUCCAAUUGCCACGGAUAGCCCACCAAAAUACCACCACCUUCUUCAACCCUUCCUGUCCGAACCGGCCUCCUCUCCUUCACUUCUCUCGCCGACAACGUCAAGUGGCGCUGAAGAGAAUAGAGAACAAGAUCAAUCGGCCAGUGACUUUCUCGAAAAGGCGUUCUGGGUUGCUGAAGAACGCUCACGAGAUCUCUGUCCUUUGCGACGCCGAUGUCGGUCUCAUCAUCUUCUCCGCCAAAGGCAAGCUCUUCGAGUACUCCACCACUUCCUGUAUGGAAAGAAUCCUUGAACGAUAUGAGAGAUAUUCAUAUGCAGAAAGGCAGCUUGUUGCAGCCGAUAUUGAUUCACAGGUACGCUGGACUCUGGAACACGUGAAACUCCAGGCCAGGCUAGAGGUUCUAGACAGAACCCAAAGGCAUUUUAUGGGAGAAGACCUUGAUACAUUGAGUGUCAAAGAACUUCAGAGUUUGGAGCACCAGCUUGACUCUGCUCUUAAACAUAUAAGAUCAAGAAAGAAUCAACUAAUGAAUGACUCCAUCUCCGAGCUUCAGACAAAGGAUAAGGCACUGCUGGAGGAAAACAAAUUGCUUGCAAAGAAGAUUAAGGAAAAGGAGGGGAAGGCUCUUGCCCGACAUGCACAAUUGGAGCAGCAAAACCAAGACCCAGCUCAGAUUCGGUUUACACCUCUCUCUCUCCGCAAAACCCACCAUUUAAUUAUGAGAAAAACUUCCACUGUCCUGGCGAAUACCUUGAAAGCAAAAGGAUGCAUUUCCAAAGAGUUAAAUCUAAAGAAACUGGAAGAACAACACUACACUGGAAUACCAACAAAAUCUAAAGUUAUUACGGAUGGGAUUCUGAACAUUGUGAUAUCAACUGAUUGCAACAAUGAUAGCUCCAGAUUCUUCUUUGCACCACCAAUUAGACCUCCAAGCACGUAA